AUGGCCACCGUGUCUCAUGCUCCUUCGAUACACAGGGUCGCGUUGCUGGUGUCGUUGCAGCAGGUGGAGUGGUGGCUAAAGAAGUGGACCGGCGAAGAAUAUCACAAGCAACUCCCCAAGGAGAACCGAAACCCGCCGACUCCACAUGGCCACGGACGCGCCAGCGGCCGCGGAGCCCACCCCCGCGCAGUGGGACCAGCAGCUCUCCCAGCUCCGCGCGGAGAACGAGCAGCUGCAGCGGCGGAGGGCGACGCCGAGAAGGACCGCGACCUCUUCCGCGAGCUGUACGGCACCGCGUCCGCGCACGCGAGCGCGGUCUCGAGCGAGAACAACGCGCUCGCCGAGCGCGCCGCCGUCGCCGAGGGCCAGGCGCGCGACGGCCUCGCGAUGCUCCGCGCGGCGUACGACGAGCGCGUGCGGCUGCUCGAGGCGGAGGCCGCGCGCUGGCGCGCGCAGUGCGAGGUGCUCGCGGGGCGCGACGCGCGCACGGACGACGAGGUGCGCCGGCGCGCGGCGCGGGAGCCGGAGCUCGUGGACGAGAACGAGCGGCUCCGUGCGGAGCUGCGCGUGCUGGAGAAGGACUACAGGAGGAUGGAGGUCGUUGUUGAGGUUAUGACGAAGCAGCAGGUGGAGGAGUCCGCGGUGCUGGACGUCAUCCCUGCGUACAAGCAUCCUGUAUGGCAACCACCCUCGUUGGCGCACCCUUGUUCUGUGUCACGGACACUGGAGUCGCUAUCGACCAUGUUCUGA
Molecule: messenger RNA, 750 nt
Organism: Epithele typhae
Lineage: Eukaryota; Fungi; Basidiomycota; Agaricomycetes; Polyporales; Epitheliaceae
Exons: 5
Coding region: 1-750 (249 amino acids)
Source: RefSeq, a predicted model, not a curated record